Messenger RNA from Aureobasidium namibiae CBS 147.97, 813 nucleotides. RefSeq lists its product as uncharacterized. The transcript has 2 exons. The coding region runs from base 1 to 813 and encodes 270 amino acids. The record is from RefSeq and is a predicted model, not a curated record. NCBI's taxonomy places the organism in Eukaryota, Fungi, Ascomycota, Dothideomycetes, Dothideales, Saccotheciaceae.
AUGACAGACGCCUGGUUCGAAAACAGCAUAGAAAAGUCCGGCCCCGACGGCGAAGGCUGCCGUCACUCAAAAGCAAUGACAUCAAAAAACUACCUCCGCAACCUCAUCCCCGUAACCGCUGCUGCCGAACAAAUCACUAAACCGACAGAGGACUGCGCAUCUCCAGGUAUUCCUCUGCUAUACCUGUGGGGUCUGCUUCAAUACGCCGCAAUCGAGAUUCCAGGCUGUCAAAGCAAGAUUGUGGAUUUGUUACUCGAGAUACAAAAUCGACCUGAUGUGCAUAUUACAGAGCAACAAAGGGAAGGUGCGCUCAGUGACUCUCAAUGGACACUGUGGAAACAUUUACCGCAUUUUGGACAUGAUCGGUUUCGAUUUGAAUUGGUGGAUACUGCAGACACAAAAGUAAGAAUUGCAAAUAUUGCUUGUGCGGAUGCUUUGUUCGCUGUUUCUGGUAUCUUUGGAGACAGGAAGUGUGUAGAGGGGUUGGCGAGGUUGGCAGAUACACUUGAGGAUGAAACUGCGGUGUUGGUUAUUGAGAUGAUCGUAGUCAGGGGGUGGGUGGAAAAUGCUGGGGAGGUGAUGUUUGAGAUGUGUAUAAAGGAGUUGCAGGAUUAUCGUCUGUGCAACGCGAAAGAGUUGUCAGAGGAUGGUGGAAAGGGGCAACGAGAACUUUGGGAGGGAGAGGGUGGUGCGAGUUUGGAGAGAUGGCGGUUCUGGAAAGAGAGGUUGGGAGAUAUCGAGAAGAAUGUCGAAUUGGUGGAGGAAACUAGAGAAGCCGCGAGGGUCUCACGAGAGAUCAUGGAGAGGUAUUGA